GAAAGAAAGAACAUACUUUCUUAUUAUACUAUGUUUAUGUAGUCUAUUAUUUAGGCUUUCUCCUGAGUUAUUAAUAUUUAGGUUUUCUCCUCACGAGGUAAAACCCAAAUAUAUAAUCCUGUGAGCGCAUGACGUCCCAACCUUUGUUUCUGGGUAAUAUCUGAGAGGAAAAGACACACCCAGCACACUCCCCCUCGAUCCCCAGACCGGGAGACCUGGGAAAGCCGAUUCUCUGCUGGUGAGGAGGCAGCUCCAUAUAUCCGUCCGCUGGGACAGUGUCUUGAGUUCGGACAAGGGAAGCCUACAUCUCUUGUGGCAGCGCACUGUUACCGUCCCACUGCUGGUGCCGGAGGAUGCUCUUUUUUCUACGACAAAUCCGCACUGGUACUUUACAUUGACUGGGAAAUCCCGUAAUGGAUUAAAAGCAAGCCUGGCUCGCCCACCAUGAGUGCUGUUGCUGAAAUUAAGAAACCACCGGUUGCCCCAAAACCCAAAAAUGUAUUGGGGCAGAGGCACAGCCCACCACCAGUUGCACCAAAGCCAGAUCUAGAUCUGUCUAACACUGUACAAGCUCCUAAGAAAUCAAAACCGACAAUAGCACCAAAGCCCCAAGUUGUGAAAGGAUCCUCUGUGCAAGAAGACAUACCCCAGUGGACAGGAAAAUCAUACAUUAAAAGCCUAGAUGCCUGUAAGGGAAGCUGUUCAGAAAGUGUGAAAUGCAAAAAGAAAAUAAAAGAUAAUGAAAGUUCUACAUAUAUAAUAUCAACCUGUUCUUCCACUUGUGAUUGCACUCAUAAGCCUCCAAAUGGGGAAUAUUUGCCUAAAACACAAAAAGUAAUUGAUAGAAUUGAAAAUUUGGAAAAUAGAAAAAUGUGUGAGCAACCAGUUCCAUGCACUAGACCAAGAAGAAAACCAUGCAACCCACCAUCAAAGUUUACAAAAACAAACCAAGUGCUACUUAAGAGUGGGGUGGAAAUAGGUAAAGUGAAAGAUGUUAUGUCUCACAAUGCCUUUCCUAAUGGACAUGCAUAUCAACAAAAGAAUGGUGACACUUCUGAGGUCAGUCAAUGUGAAAACUCUGCUUCUAACCCUGAGUUAUGGGUAAAUCAUGUGGAUUGUCAUAACCAAUCAGAAACUGAUAGUUCCUCCAGACCUACUCAGGGUGUUUCACCUUUUUGUCCAUAUUCAAACGAAAUCGAAAAUAAACACAGUAAUGGUUAUUUACUUGUUAAUGAGCCGUCUACUGCAGAAAAUGGUAGAACACCCCUGGCAAGAGCACUCCCUCCACAAAAAGUACUCCCUGUUCCUAAACCAAGGAAGUCACGGACACCAUGUUUAGUACGGCAGGAUUGUAUUGAGAGCAGCUCAGACUUAACAGAGGACUCUGUUUCCCUAUCUAUAAACUCAGAAGGACUAUUUGAAUGUAGGUUGAAAGACACUGAACGACCUAGAACACCACAUGACCUUCCUAAUAAAUGCAAAGAAAGAAUUCUUCCAGACCCAGUGUGUGAAAAUCUUAUUGCAUCUAAGUCAGUCAAAUGCAGUACAAUUGAAAAUGGUACUUUUGCUGAACCUUCAGAUGUUUUGUUAUCAAAGUCAAAUAAAGAAACAAGGCUACCAUUAAAUGAGGAAAAUAGUAACUUUGUACGGUGCAGCUCCCUAUCAAUGAGUUUACCAAAACAGCUGAAGUUGAUUUAUGAAAAGCAACCACCUGUAAAAAAGAGUUCUGAUGACACUACUGAAAAAUUAAGUACCAAUAAUGAGCUGUCAGAAAAUUCACCAAGGAUAGUUCCAAAGAAGCCACAAAGGCAUAGCGUGCCUGCAUCCGGUCUGCUAAAAAAAGCUGCUUCUGAAGAAAGACUUAAUCAGUCUUGUGAUAAGUUGAUUUCACAAGCUAAUGACUCUGUAAGAGAGCAGGAUGCAUCAUCAUGUAGUGUUCCAAAGCAGACCUCAGAAAAACCAGCAUGGAAGUUGCCUCACCCCAUUUUACCAUUUUUAGGAAGUCCAGAAUCAUUAAAGGUUUCUUCAAGCUGUGACAUGGAUGUUAAUACAGUCACCAAGUCUAGGGCUAAAUCUUUGUCUUCUGUUGAUAUGGAAAGAAUAGAAAGAACAAAAAAAGAAAGCCCCAAAAAAGGCCCAUUACGGAAGCUGCUUAACAUGAAGUUGUCAGUUUGCGGUAUAAAGAGUGACUUUCAGAAAUUUCUUUGUAGAGGUAGCCAGUCCCCAGAGAAUACUAUAAAUAAUGGACAUUGUUCUACAGAAAGCUCAACAUUUCUCGACUUGAGUAACAAGUCAAGACCAACAAAGGCACAUUCUGCUGAUUCUUGCAGUCCUUUCUGCCAGAAGAAAAGAAAGAGACAUAGAAGCGAGGGCAAUAUUGUAAAAAAACAUACUUCUUUGUCUUUAGAAGAAGAUAUUGCUUUAACACUGAAGCCACAAGUAACAUCUUCAAAUUAUUUAUCAAGUGAUGGUCUUCCAGAUUAUGAAAAUGUCCGUCACUAUGAAGAAAUCCCAGAAUAUGAAAAUUUACCAUAUGCUCUGGUAUUCGAUAAAAGUGAAUGUGAACCAGCUAUUUAUGAAGUAGAGGACCCAAACCAACCCACUAUUUAUCCAUUGCACAAAAAUGCAUUCCCAAGUGAUCCUCUACCAAGCUUUGCUGAUGAUGAUAUGGGCAUUAUUCAUUCUGAUGAAGAAGAGAUUAUUAACAGUUCAGAUGAAGAGGACUUCAGCUCAGAUUCCAGCAGAGCAGAUAUUGACCAUCCAGAAUAUAAACAGAAGAACAAAGCUGCACAUAAGACCAAAACAUAUCACAUUGCCAAGGAGAUCAUGAGCUCAGAGAAAGUGUUUGUUGAUGCCCUUAAGCUAUUGCAUAUUGAUUUCCGUUAUGCUGUGGCUCAGGCCUCAAGGCAUUUUGGGAAGCCAGUUAUUGAGGAGAAGAUUCUGAAUAAGAUCCUGUACUAUCUUCCUCAGCUGUAUGAGCUCAACAGGGAUGUGCUGAGAGAGCUUGAGGAACGGAUGUCCCAGUGGACUGAGCAACAGAAAAUUGCUGAUAUCUUUGUAAUAAAAGGCCCUUACCUAAAAAUGUACUCCACUUAUAUUCGAGAAUUUGAUAGGAAUAUAAGUUUGUUGGAUGAUCAGUGCAAAAAGAACCCGGGAUUUGCGGAAGUUGUGAGAUAUUUUGAGGUGAGCCCUCGCUGUGCUAACCUAGCUUUGAAACAUUAUUUACUCAAACCAGUACAAAGGAUUCCUCAGUACAGGUUACUCUUAACAGAUUAUCUUAAAAACCUUUCAGAAGACUCAUCAGACUAUAAUGAUACACUAGCUGCCCUCACAAUUGUAACAGAAGUGGCUAACCAUGCAAAUGACAUCUUAAAGCAAGGGGACAAUUUCCAGAAGCUCAUACAGAUCCAGUACAGCUUAAACGGCCAUCAUGAGAUUGUGCAGCCAGGAAGGGUCUUUCUGAAGGAGGGAACCUUGAUGAAACUCUCCAGGAAGGUUAUGCAACCUCGUAUGUUUUACCUGUUCACUGAUGCUUUGUUAUACACCACACCUGUGCAAUCAGGAACUUACAAACUAAACAACAUGCUCUCACUGGCUGGGAUGAAGGUUAGGAAACCAACGCAAGAGGCUUAUCAAAAUGAACUGAACAUAGAGAGUGUGGAAAGGUCCUUUAUUCUAUCAGCUAGUUCUGCUUCUGAGAGAGAUGAUUGGCUUGAAGCCAUUUCUCUGGCAAUUGAAGAAUAUGCCAAGAAGAAAAUAACCUUCAAUCCAACCAAGAGUCUGGAAGAGGCUGACCCUGGGGAAAAGGCAGAUUGCACUCUGGGGUCGAAAGCACCAAUUUGGAUCCCUGAUGGUAGAGUUACCAUGUGUAUGAUUUGCACUAGUGAAUUUACAUUGACUUGGAGAAGACAUCACUGCAGAGCAUGUGGAAAGAUCAUCUGUCAGGCCUGUUCAACAAACAAGCAUAGUCUAGAAUAUCUAAAAAACCAUUUAGCUCGGGUGUGUGACCGCUGCUUCCAAGUGCUGCAGAAGCAAGAAAGUCUGUCAACUCCGAAGACUGGGUCCCCUGUAAACCACAAGUCCCCAUCGAAUGCUUUGUCUACAGUUCUCCACAGCAUUCCAUCUGGCAGAAAACAGAAAAAGAUUCCAGCAGCCUUAAAAGUAUCAGCCAGCACAGAAGAUUCUUCCAUGAGCGGCUACCUGCAGAGAUCCAAAGCCAGCAAAAAGCAAUGGAAACAGCUGUGGUUUGUGAUAAAAAACAAAGUUCUGUACACGUAUGCUGCAAGUGAGGACAUAGCAGCUCUGGAGAGCCAGCCGUUGCUAGGAUUCACAGUUAAGGAAGUAACGGAGGACAUUACUGAAUCCACGGUCAUUCAUUUACUGCACAAAAACAUUUUAUUUUACAUCUUUAAAGCUGAUGAUACUCACACAACACAAAGGUGGAUAGAAGCAUUUCAGGAUGGAACGGUGUUAUAAUGAGUUUUUUUUACAUGGAAAGAAGAAAUGUAUCCUGUGCUGCGACAUUCCCCAGCUGGCUGUAAUUUCAUUGCUUCAUCCGAUGUUUUAUACUUAUUUGUUAGUAUGUAAAUUAGGGUAAAACUUGAUAUUUUUAUGCCAAGUUCUCUAAAUGUUAUUUAUUGAAACACAAUGUUUGAUCUGCCAAAAUGAUUCCCUGUAGCUCUUAACAUUACAGUACCUUUGACUGUUUUUAGACAUUAGUUUAAUAUAUUCUUUACCUUCAAAAUA
Xenopus laevis (African clawed frog) is the source of this 4746-nucleotide messenger RNA. RefSeq names its product FYVE, RhoGEF and PH domain containing 6 S homeolog (gene fgd6.S). The record is from RefSeq and is a predicted model, not a curated record. NCBI's taxonomy places the organism in Eukaryota, Metazoa, Chordata, Amphibia, Anura, Pipidae. The transcript has 21 exons. Gene Ontology annotation, molecular function: metal ion binding; guanyl-nucleotide exchange factor activity. The coding region runs from base 445 to 4476 and encodes 1343 amino acids. Gene Ontology annotation, cellular component: cytoskeleton; cytoplasm.